This is a messenger RNA of Acytostelium subglobosum LB1, 594 nucleotides long. RefSeq lists its product as hypothetical. Gene Ontology annotation, cellular component: endoplasmic reticulum. Bases 1 to 594 code for a protein of 197 amino acids. The record is from RefSeq and is a predicted model, not a curated record. Gene Ontology annotation, biological process: sphingoid catabolic process. Lineage: Eukaryota; Evosea; Eumycetozoa; Acytosteliales; Acytosteliaceae. The transcript is spliced from 3 exons.
AUGGCCGUUUUCAAUAUCAUAGAUCAAGCUGCAUCCUAUGGAGCAUACCAUCACAACAACGUUAACAAGUUCAUUCACAUUGUGUUUGUACCUGCUAUAUUGUACACUGCAUUCGUUAUGGUGUCAUUCAUUCAAGUGGAUGCUGCUGUGCCAUUCCUCCAAAUGCUCAACUCUAUCACAACAUUCCUCCCAGUAUCAAUCACAACUCCAAUUGCCCUUUUGAUCGCCUCCUACUACGUCAUCUUGCACACUAAGGUCGGACUUGUCGCAUUCAUUUGGGUGAUGGCUGCCAACUACUUGGCCGAGGUCACCAUCAACACCGUCCAGAACCCAUUCUAUUUCGCUCUGGUCAUUCAUGUUGUGUCUUGGAUCGCUCAGUUUGUUGGACAUGGCGUGUACGAGGGUCGCCGUCCAGCUUUGAUGGACAACAUCUUCCAGGUGUUUAUCGCACCAUUCUUUGUAACGCUCGAGAUCAUCUUUUUGCUUGGCUUCAUGAACAACACUCAACAAAUCGUUGAGAAGCAGAUCAAGGUCAACAUCAACGCCAUGGCAAAGAGCACAAUGGACAAGAAGAGAUCCGCUACUCGCUCUUAA